Anarrhichthys ocellatus (wolf-eel) is the source of this 1093-nucleotide messenger RNA. Its product is annotated as LON peptidase N-terminal domain and RING finger protein 3-like. The annotation marks the transcript as partial. The record is from RefSeq and is a predicted model, not a curated record. NCBI's taxonomy places the organism in Eukaryota, Metazoa, Chordata, Actinopteri, Perciformes, Anarhichadidae. Gene Ontology annotation, molecular function: ubiquitin protein ligase activity. The transcript is spliced from 6 exons.
GUGUCUGUCUGUCUGUCUGUCUGUGUCCAGGACUCAGAGUUCAGUGUGACUAAAAGCCCUCCGGUGGACGAGUCGUCCUGCAGACUCUCCUCUGGGUCUCUCUCUGCGGUGGAGAGCAGCACCAAGAGUCUGGCUGGCGUCCUGGCUGCUCUGCCGGCGCCCCCUGGUGGCCUCAAGAGGAAACACAGCGGGGACGGAGGCACGGCCGUCUUCAACCCUCCCUCCAAACUGCCCCGACCUGACGAGAGCAGCGUUCAGUCGCUGUUUGUUGGACGCUCGUUCCCUGUGGAGCUGUUGGACAGCGGAGACAUGGAGUGUUCACUCUGCAUGAGAUUGUUCUACGAGCCGGUGGCCACUCCCUGCGGACACACCUUCUGCCUGAAGUGUCUGGAGCGCUGCCUUGACCACAACUCCAACUGUCCUCUGUGCAAAGAGAACCUGUCUGAGUAUCUGGCCACUAGGGGCUACAGCAAGACCCUGCUGAUGGAGGAAGUGCUGCAGCGUUAUCUAGGAGACGAGCUGGCGGAGAGGAAGAAGAUCCACGAAGAGGAGAUGAAGGAGCUGUCCAACUUGAACCAGGAAGUUCCCAUCUUCGUGUGCACCAUGGCGUUCCCCACCAUCACCUGCCCGCUGCACGUGUUUGAGCCCCGCUACCGCCUCAUGAUCCGCCGCUCCAUGGAGACGGGCACCAAGCAGUUCGGCAUGUGCAUAGCCGACGAGCUCAAAGGCUUCGCCGACUACGGCUGCAUGCUGGAGGUGCGAGACGUGAAGUUCUUUCCCGACGGUCGCUCGGUGGUCGACACUAUCGGCGUGUCGCGGUUCAAGGUCCUCAGCCACGGACAGAGAGAUGGCUACAACACCGCCAAGAUCGAGUACCUGGAGGAUAAGAAGGUGUGUUUGUUACUUUAAAUCUGCUGCUGUCAAUUAAAAUGUUGCACAAAGUAGAAAACCUCAGGUGUCAGCCCUGAAGCCAUCUCUGUGACAGCUGAGGAAAACUUAAUGAAUACGUUUUCACUCCGGCGGCAUCCUCUGGUUCUUAAAAGUGAAGCCGAUGCUUCAUGUGUUAAAGCUGCAUCCUCUCUAGUGUCCACCA